AUGGGGCACUCGGCCUUCCUCCUCGGCCUCGCCCUGGGGCUCAUGCAAGCGCAGGCCGCUGCAGCGCUUGAAAACGUCACGUUGGCCGCCGGCACUCUGAAGAAUGUCACCUUCAACUACACGUUGAACGACAUGGACACCAUGCUCGUGUACACCCCCAGCACAGUUGCCAGCGCCACCAUCGGCUGGGACAACACAUACAGCAACUCUGCCAAGCCCGCCACCUCGUCAGACAGCGUCUAUGGCCAAGGCAACUCGUCACACUACACCUCGCUGGGCGGCGCAUACAUUGACCUGUCCUUUUACGGUACCGGCGUCUACUAUUUUGGGAGCACAGCCUCAGGCAACGACUUGCGCCUGACGGUGGAUGGCGUCAACUAUGACUUUACCCCAACCGCCAACAACCCGCUCCUGGCCUACCGCGAAGUGUCCGCCGGCUACCACUCGGCAACCCUCAGCCUCAACUCGAACAACGGCAACCUCACCCUCGACAGCGUCAACGUCCAGACCCAGGCUGCGUUUGAAGUAUCGUCCUUUAGCGCGGCCAGUGUUACCGAGGAGCUCUUCUUGACGGGCUCCAACGCGACAGGCGCCAGUAGCGGACCAAACGCCCUGUACACGUACAGUGGGGCGUGGGCCCAAUCGUGGACUAUCGGAGGUGAUGGGGACACACAGGCACUCUAUUACCCCGUCCUUGUGGGCCAGGUCGGAUCGUCGUUCACAGUCGACAUUCCCGCCAACACGAGCUACUUUUCCAUCGAGGGCGCGUCCCAGCCCACAGUGUCCUACUACACUGUCAGUCUCAGCCCGGCACCACCUCAGGGAGGCAGUGCCAACUCGACGUACACGGCUACGCGCGAGUACACCAACCCCGUCAACUACUUUAUCUCUCCUCUCGACCCAGCCGAGAAUUACACACUCACUUUCACUGUGGCCGGCAUAGCCACCAUCAAUGGGCCGAUAGGGAUUCACUCAAUGUCGUUCUACUCGUCAAUACAGGCCGCCAAUACGACAAACACCACCGACUCGACGUCAUCAACAACUGGGACUACGACAACAGGCUCGUCCAGCGGAGAGAACGGCGGUUCCAACACCGGCAGCUCCUCCUCAAACUCAAGUUCCGGCAGUGGGGGCAAGUCGACAAACGCUGGUGCGAUUGCGGGCGGAGUUGUUGGUGGCCUCGUGGUCGUGGCCGUCAUCGUCGGCUUCGGCGUGUGGUACAUGAACCGCCGUCACGAGCGCAAGAGAGGUGCCCCUCGCACGUUUGAGGCAGACAAUGGCGCGUUUGAAAUCGACGAGGAGCCAGACGCCGCUGUCGACCAGCCGUAUCUCAGCCCGCCAUAUGCCCCUCCUUCUCUCCCCGCAAUGGCCGAAUCGCGUGACUCUAGCCUGGGCUUGGUCAUCAACAGCCAUAGUCAGGACCAAACCACUCCUGUCAGCACCGUUGCACGCUCCAAGAGCGCCUCGGCUGCCAUGCUGGCGCGUGGUGCAGGCUUUACCAGCCUAGAGCAGGAACUCGAUGCUGGUCGCCUACCUGACACCAUCCCCCCAAGCUAUGACCCCACCUGGGCCGUUAGCGACCGCGACAGCACCGACUAUGCGCUCUCCGACCCCGGUGCGGGACCGUCUCGCCUCUCGCGGGCCCUGUCGGACCCUUCCGAAGUUGAAUCGGUGGACGGACUCGCCACCGCAGAACGCGUCCCAGUCGUCGCUGCUUCCACAACGCCUUCUACUGGCGCCGGUACCCCCGGCGCGUAG
Messenger RNA from Apiotrichum porosum, 1758 nucleotides. RefSeq lists its product as uncharacterized. Lineage: Eukaryota; Fungi; Basidiomycota; Tremellomycetes; Trichosporonales; Trichosporonaceae. The record is from RefSeq and is a predicted model, not a curated record. The transcript has 6 exons. Bases 1 to 1758 code for a protein of 585 amino acids.